Capsicum annuum is the source of this 1582-nucleotide messenger RNA. RefSeq names its product 2-hydroxyisoflavanone dehydratase. The coding region runs from base 489 to 1472 and encodes 327 amino acids. NCBI's taxonomy places the organism in Eukaryota, Viridiplantae, Streptophyta, Magnoliopsida, Solanales, Solanaceae. The record is from RefSeq and is a predicted model, not a curated record. The transcript has a single exon. Gene Ontology annotation, molecular function: hydrolase activity.
UUUAUCCCUUGUUCAAUAAACCACUUAGUAAACAAACAUAAUGACAUUCAAAAAGCAAAAGAGAGCAUUUUUUUUAUAGAAUUGAUCAAAUUGUAAAAAAGGAAACUGGGCUAGAUUGUUUAGAAGAAGGAUAUGUCGGUGAGCUACCGAACCAGCGUCUUGUUCCUCCUGAUUUCUUUGAAAAUGAAGAGCCUUAUUUGAUAUUUUAUUUUUUUAAAAAUGAUCCUUUUAGUCAAUAACACGACGUGUAUAACACCAUAUACUGAAACGUUGGUUGUUUUGUCAGGAGAUAUAUAUUGUAGUGGGUUCAAUGAACCACAUACUAAAAAAUUUAAAGAAAAUAAAAGGAUCUACAAAAAAUAAAGUUGGAUACUCAAUUUAAAGUGGUUCAACUGUUGUUGCUUUCACCAAUCUUUAUAUAUAUAUAGGGAUAAUAAUCAUACAUACCAUAGAACCAUUCUGAUAUUUUAAUAAAAUUUCUCUACACCAUGGCUUCCGAUGAUAAUGAUCAAGUAGUCAAAGAAGUGGACAACUACUUCCGUCUCUACAAAAGUGGUCGUGUUGAGCGUUUCUAUGAUGCACGCGGGUCCUUUUAUGUCCCACCAUCGCCACAAAAUCCAUCAGAUGGUGUCUUGUCAAAAGACGUUGCCAUCUCAUCCCACGUCUCUGCCAGACUCUACCUCCCAAAAAACACCACCACCACGGCCCAAAAGGUACUCCCCGUGUUAGUUUAUUACCACGGCGGUGGACUUGUCGCAGAAUCAGCCUUCUUCAACAGAACUCACGCUUACGUCAACUCUUUAGCUUCUGAGUUAAACAUGAUUGCUGUUUCGGUAGAGUACCGUUUAGCCCCGGAAGUUGAUGUGCCUACCAUUUACGAAGAUUGUUGGACUGCACUUCAGUGGGUUGCUUUACAUGCUCACGAUGAAAAAUCAACCAUAGUUAACAACGACUCGUGGUUAACGAACCAUGGUGAUUUUAGUAGAAUGUUUUUAGCUGGGGAUAGUGGUGGUGGCAAUUUAGUGUACCACAUGACUAUGAGAGCUGGCAAAGAAAGUUUGAGUAAUGGUAUGAAAAUUACUGGAUCAAUUUUUGCUUAUCCUUAUUUCUUGUUCCCAAAUAUUGCUAUUGAUGAAGGUGUGGCUACUAAGAUUUGGGGCCAUAUUUGUCCACCACUAGAGUCCGGACUAUUAUCACCAAGUGAAAGCCCAUUGAUUAACCCACUUUCUGAAAAGGCCUCGUCUUUGUCGGGUCUAGGUUGUUCGCGAAUUUUGGUGUGUGGGGGAAAGAAGGAUGAUAUAAUUCCUUUAGGAAUUGUAGUUCAAUUUGUUGAAGGUGUGAAGGAAAGUGGAUGGAAUGGAGAGUUGGAGUAUCUUGAGGUUGACGAUAUACAUGUAUGUCAAAUAUAUAAACCUGAUUGUGACGAAGCUAAACGUAUGAUGAAGUGUUAUGCUGAUUUUAUCUAUCGCUAGUGGUAACAAAGACGUAACUUUACUUUGGGUACUUUGUGUUGCUUUGCUUCAAAGAAGUUGUUUGGUCUUUUAUAUAAAUUGCAUAAUAAAACGUUUUAUUUUUCUGGCUU